AGAGAUUUAAAUUUGAACAUUUUGAGUACUCGUAUAUAUUUUGUAUUUUGUUUAGUUAUGUGUUUAUUAUUUGCCUAAGUAGAUUCUGAUUGCAUUAUUUACUGUUAUUAAAAGUAUAAUUUAUUUCUAAUUGUUGUUAAUUAUUUUUUAGACUUAUCUUUAUCGUUGUGUACUCCCAGUGAAUGGCGUCCCUAUGUAUGUGAAAAACCUGGCUGUGGUCGGGGAUACAAAUAUAAAAGUGGACUCUUCAGACAUGUUAAAUAUGAAUGUGGUAAAGAACCACAAUUCGAAUGUAUAGUCUGUCAUAAAAGAUUUACACAGCAGCAAUCACUCAAAUCACAUAUGAUUUACAUUCAUGGUUUUCCUGUAUAUAAUAAAUCAAAGAAUGUUGAAAACAAUUCAACUUAAUAAUAAUUGAAGUUAAAAUUACUUAUCUAUAAGAAUAUUUUUUGUUAAGUUGUGAGCAUAUUGUAUGUUUUAAGAUUUAUAAAAUAUACAUGCAAAAAUGAUAUUUUUACUACUAGGUAGUAAAUACAUACAUACUUAAUGGUAGAUCAUUUUCCUAGUAAUUUAAUAUUUUAUUUUUCUAUUAAAUUGAUAUAAAACAAUGCAACACUUAUUAAUUUUACAUUUAAGGGUAAUGAUUUAUUUCAUCUUAUGUUAAUUUAUUAUUUAUUAACAUUAAAUUACUUACCGCAUAAAUGUGAAAUAGUUCCCAGAAUCGCAACCAAUUCCUAACCUAACCAGCAUCAAACUGGUUUUGCAAAAAUUUGAAGUUACUUAUCAUGUUACAGUAUUAAGCUAUUAUUUGUAAUUUCCAUGUUUACCCUUAUUUGCUGUUACAUAUAUAAUUAUUUUUUUUUAUUUUUUUCUAUAAUUCAUUAUAUUUUUAACUAAUAUCAUACUUUAUAUGUACUGUAAAAAUAUCAUGAAAAUAAUAAAUUUAUUAAUCAAAAGUGUUAAAUGUUUUUAUUAAAAUGUUACAUACUAUAAAUUUUUUUAACAUAUGUGACAUUUGUGGCAUGAGGGACAAUUUUCCCUUAAUCUUAUUCGAGGUGACUAAAUGAUACUAUUGCCCCUUCUAACACCAGAAACAGGGUCUGAGGUGGCAAAAGAAAAUUAUCCGUUUAGGAGUGUACCUAUAUCUAAAUGCAAUUUUGUUAUAUCAAUACCAGUUUUUUCAAUUUGCAUUCCUAUUUUUAAAAUAUUUAAUUACUGUAACCUCUAUCAUGUUUUCAAAGUGAUAACCUAUGUUACCUUAUACUAUCAACCUUCAUAAAAUUGUCCUUAUUCCUUACAAUUUGCAGUUAAUCAAUUUUUCUAGCAUGCUUCUAAUCUUAGUUUGGCUUUGAAUAUUUUUAUUUGCCUCUUUAUUUUGUUACUUGCUAUAACAUAAUAAUAUUAUACCUCUCACAGAUGAAUUUUUUUCAUUCAUUGACAUACAAAUCAAAACUUUUAUUUCAGUUUAUAAAUAUAUUCUAAUUUGUAUGUGUUUUCUAGGACCUCAGAUAAAGUUGAAACUAAAAGAAAAUUUUCCCAAGUUUAUGGAAUGUCCAAAUGGAUGUGGAUAUACUUAUACAAAGUUAACAUGAAUAAAAAUGGACGCAGUGUCUGCCCAAAUUUAUGUGGUCGAAGUUUUAAGCAUCCAGUGGAUAUGAAGUAUCACUGGCGCAAUGAAUGUGGUAUUAGAUUCAAUUGUCCACUUUGUGAUAAAACGUAUAAUCAAAAGACACACCUUAAACGGCAUUCAGCAUUAAUUCAUGGAAUUUAAAUUACAACAAUCACUAUAUGGAUUUAUUGAAAUUCAAGUGUCCCAACAAAAAUUGUGGUAAAAGCUACAAGUACAAACCUGACUUGAAUCGACACAUAAAAUCAUAUUGUGGCAAAGAACCAAAUUAUGUUUGUCACUAUUGUUAUAAACGAUUUAUGAGGAAAGAUGUAUGGAAAAAUCAUUUAGCAUUUGUUCAUAAAAGUUUUGUGAUUUAAGUUUUCUUUCCUUUUACAAAUAUUCUAAUAUAGUAUAGUCUUUGGUCUUUGGUCUAUACAAAUAUUGUAUUUGUAUACAUUUGGAUUUGAUGAUUUGAAGCUAAAAAAUGUGUUGAUUUACAUUUUAUUUUAUUGUUAUUUAUUAUUAAUUACCAUUAUUUUUUAAUAAUUGUUUUAUACAUAUAACACAUUUUGUUUGAAAAAAAUUAAUUUCUUAAGUUUCAAAAUAAUUAUUUUAUAUACAUUGUAAUCUAUCUAUAAAUAUACAAGUCAAAUAUCACUCAGUGAUUAUGAUAUUGCAUUUCUAAAUCUCAAAAUCUACUAAAUGUACAAACUUGAAAUUUGGAACAGUGGUUCCCCUAAUGAUCUAGAAUUCUAGAUGUACAAUGAGAAAGGAUUUUCAAUUUUUUUUUUUUUUUUCAUUGUUUUGCAUUCUGAAACAGGGAUCUUGAGAUUCACGAUAGAAAUUAAAACUUUUUUUUGUUUAUAA
This is a messenger RNA of Acyrthosiphon pisum (pea aphid), 2476 nucleotides long. RefSeq names its product zinc finger protein 467-like. Lineage: Eukaryota; Metazoa; Arthropoda; Insecta; Hemiptera; Aphididae. The transcript is spliced from 3 exons. The coding region runs from base 1550 to 1771 and encodes 73 amino acids. The record is from RefSeq and is a predicted model, not a curated record.